This is a messenger RNA of Callorhinchus milii (elephant shark), 1087 nucleotides long. RefSeq names its product tumor protein p53 inducible protein 3 (gene tp53i3). The record is from RefSeq and is a predicted model, not a curated record. Gene Ontology annotation, molecular function: quinone binding; quinone reductase (NADPH) activity; NADPH binding. NCBI's taxonomy places the organism in Eukaryota, Metazoa, Chordata, Chondrichthyes, Chimaeriformes, Callorhinchidae.
AACAAGAUGAAGGCAGUAUAUUUUGAUCAGCCGGGAGGACCAGAAAAUCUUUACCUUAAAGAAUUGCCUACACCUCAGCCAAAGGAUGGAGAGGUGCUCAUUAACGUUUUUGCCACUGCUCUGAACAGGGCUGAUUUACUGCAGAGAAAAGGAAUGUACCCUCCCCCCAAAGGAGAGAGUGAGGUUCUUGAACUAGAAGCUACAGGAACUGUGGUGGGCCAUGGACAUGGUUGUAAGGGAAUCGUCUCCCUUGGAAGCAGCGUGAUGGUGUUGUUGGCAGGCGGUGGCUAUGGAGAGUAUGUUACAGCUCCUGAGGAACAACUGAUGACUGUCCCAAGUCAUAUGAUCUUCUGCCAGGCUGCAGCCAUUCCUGAGGCUUGGUUGACUGCUUAUCAGCUGCUGCAUUUUGGAGCUAAGGUGCAGAAAGGAGACGUGGUAUUGAUCCACGCUGGAGCCAGUGGUGUUGGCACAGCGGUAAUUCAGCUGACUCUUUUGGCAGGAGCAGUUCCCAUAGUAACUGCAGGGACACCAGAGAAACUGCGAAUAUGUGCAGAACUUGGGGCAGCUGCUGGAUUUAACUACAAGGAAGAGGAUUUCUUAGAAAGAGCAACAGAGUUUACUCGUGAUAAAGGAGUUGAUAUUAUACUAGAUUGUGUUGGUGGAUCCUAUUGGGAGAAGAAUGUUAAGUGUCUGGCUAUGGAUGGCCGUUGGGUGCUGUAUGGACUGAUGGUGCCCAGUGACGUGCGUGGAGAUAUUCUGAAAGAACUGCUGUUCAAAGACAAAAGAGGAAGUAUUCGUACUAGCUUGCUACGGUUACGUUCUUUGAAGCAUAAAGAAGAACUGGUUAAAGCAUUCACAGCAGAUGUCCUGCCACAUUUUGAACCCGAAGGCCUGCUUCAGCCAAUCAUUGACUGCAUUUUCCCUAUGGACAAGAUAGCUGAUGCCCACAGACGCAUGGAAUGUAACAGAAACAUAGGCAAGAUCAUUAUUGAGGUGAAGAAAGAAAGGUCUUCUCAACCUUGAAGAACAUUUUCUGAAAGGGUAUAACAAAACCAACUGUGAUUAAUCAUGACUGUUGCUAAAUCAU